AGAGAGAACGAGAGCGAGAGCGAACGAGAGCGAGAGCGAACGAGAGCGAGAGCGAACGAGAGCGAACGAGAGCGAGAGCGAACGAGAGCGAACGAGAGCGAACGAGAGCGAACGAGAGAACGAGAGCGAGAGAGAACGAGAGCGAGAGAGAACGAGAGCGAGAGAGAACGAGAGAGAGAACGAGCGAGAACGAGCGAGCGAGAACGAGCGAGAACGAGCGAGAACGAGCGAGAACGAGCGAGAACGAGCGAGAACGAGCGAGAACGAGCGAGAACGAGCGAGCGAGCGAGCACGAAGAACGAGAACGAGAGAGAACGAAGAGAACGAGAGCGAGAGCGAGAGAGAACGAGAGCGAGAGAGAACGAGAGCGAGAGA
This is a messenger RNA of Pelobates fuscus (common spadefoot toad), 375 nucleotides long. RefSeq names its product RNA-binding protein 25-like. NCBI's taxonomy places the organism in Eukaryota, Metazoa, Chordata, Amphibia, Anura, Pelobatidae. The annotation marks the transcript as partial. The transcript is spliced from 5 exons. The record is from RefSeq and is a predicted model, not a curated record.